UGAAUAAAAAUUUAAAGAAAGAAAAAAAAAAGGCUCUCUCCACUUAUUAACCUCCUCUCUUUUUCCUCCACCUUAAUUUGAUUCCUCCAAUGGUCUUCUUCUUCCAUUGGAUUGAACAUAUUCCCAUCUGAAAGGAAAAAAAAAAAAACUAAAUCUGUAAAUUUUCUCCAUUUCUUCUUCUUCUGCUGCUUUAUUGACCCUCUAGCUUGUCUCUCCUUCUUAUCUUUCUUCUUCUUCUUCUCCCCUUCUUUGCUCUCUGUUCUGGGGAUAGAGGGAGAGAGGGAGAGAGAGCAGGAGCUUAUGCUUGGCUUUUGGGUUCUGCUUACAGGAAAAUCUAAUUUUCUGGUUCGGAAGAGAGGAGCACUUCAGCCCUAUUGAUUUUUUUUCCUUUUUUUUUUAUUUUUAUUUUUUUGGUCAAGAAGAGCUAUGAGAAUAUUUUUCUAAAAAUAUAGAGCGAAACUGGUUUGAAUAUUUUUUUAUAUAUAUAUUUAGAAGAAACAGACUGGUUUUUAAUUUGCUUCGUUGUAAAUUUCUCCCGGAAUUGAUAGGAGGGGGAAGAGAACAAGUUGUUCGGAUGGGAAAACAUGGACCUUGCCGCCAUUGUGGAGUUACAAGCACUCCUCUUUGGCGAAAUGGACCCCCAGACAAGCCAGUUUUAUGUAACGCAUGUGGCUCGAGAUGGAGAACAAAGGGUUCUUUGGCAAAUUAUACCCCUUUGCAUGCCCGCGAAAAAAAUGAAUGGGAAGAGCCUAAGUUUGCAAAAAUGAAAAGUAUUUCCCUUAAGAAUAAAGAAACUAAAUUGCUGAAAAGAAAAAAGAUGUGUGGUAUAGUAGAAACCGAAUAUGAAAUGAGAUUUUCUGAAUUAGACGAAAACUAUGCUAGAACAUUCGAUGGGAAUGCUAGCAAUCGAUCGAGCUCUGGAUCAGCAAUCUCAUAUUCCGAAAGCUGUGCACAUUUUGGUGUUGCUGAUGGAAGUGAUUGGACAGCCUCAGCACAGUCGAACGUCUGGGAUUCUUCAAUAGUUCCAGUACCAUCAAAGAAGAGAAGUGUUAUACACCCGAAACCUUCUCCUGUUGAGAAGCUUACUAAAGAUCUAUACUCCAUCUGGCACGAACAACAGUCAUCGAACCUGUCUGGUUCCUCAGAAGAGGAUUUACUUGUCGAAGGUGAUAUACCUAUGGGUUCUGUUGAGAUAGGGCAUGGAGGUGUUCUUCUUCGAUAUCCAAGUUGUAAAGUUAUAGAUGAAGAAUCAGAAGCAAGCUCUCUUCCAGUUGACAAUAAGGAAGGUGUUUCUCCACAAAACUUCAGCAUGGUAGAGGAUAGAGAUUCACCUCUGAGGUUUGUUGAUCUUAAAGAUGUUGUUAGUCUGGAGGUUUUCAUGGAACAUUUGACAAAUGAUGAACAGCAGCGACUAAUGAAAUAUCUUCCUUCUAUUGAUACCGCUAAAUCUUGGGAAAGCCUUAGAAACUUGUUUACAAGUUCAUUGUUCAUGGAGAGCUUAUCCUACUUCCAGCAACUUCUCCAAGAUGGAGUUUUUGAUCUCUCCUUUGGUCAAAUGAGUGUUGAAGAAUGCAGGAAUUUGAAGUUUGUGCUACUUAAUUCCUUGAAAUCUAGAUGGGUGGAUCACCAUGGAACACUGAAGGAUAUAAAGCACAAAGAGCCUGGAGCAGAUGGAGGAGAAAAAAGCGCAAAUUUUCUUUUGCAUUACGACUUAGUCACCACCAAGAGGACUCGUCAUAUACAAAAAGGUCAAAUUCAAGAUUCGAAGCGAAUCAUGAGGAGCCCAAAAAUGGCAUACAGAUCCAGCAACACCAAACCUCCCCUGGCGAAAUCAUCAGUUCAAAAUCCCAGGGAAAUCCAAUCAAAGGAAUUACUCGCCACCGCGGACCUUAGGGGCAACGAAGGGGCUUGCUUCAGUCCAACAAGCCUCUUCACAUGGCCUCCAGAUCCAAGCUCAGAUCUGCUAUUCACUGAUGACAGCUCUGAGCAAGACUUGCUGCUCGACGUGCGUUGCAGUUCUUCGUUCCCGGAAGCAGAGCUCCUCCACCAUCAUCCCCGCAACGAAAAAACAUCGUCGAACAGCUCUCAGGCAGAGAGCUUUGCUGCUGCCGAGGAAGAGAGCCUCUGCAAUUUCCCAUCUUCCACUCUCAGGGCUUAAUCUUGUCUUUAUAUAUAAGCCCAUUUUCUUAUUUCUCUUGUGAUGCUUUCAGACAAGGGAGAUGGGUGCUACAAUUCCAUGCUCUGAUUUGGUGUAAAGGUACCUUGUAGUCUGCUCUGUUUCUGCUGUUUGGUUAAUAUGAUAUAGCUAACAGUUUCCAUGUAAUUGGUGGAGCUUCUUCAUUUUAUUGUUCA
Molecule: messenger RNA, 2352 nt
Organism: Phalaenopsis equestris
Lineage: Eukaryota; Viridiplantae; Streptophyta; Magnoliopsida; Asparagales; Orchidaceae
Product: GATA transcription factor 26-like
Exons: 8
Coding region: 575-2158 (527 amino acids)
Biological process (GO): regulation of DNA-templated transcription
Molecular function (GO): zinc ion binding; sequence-specific DNA binding
Source: RefSeq, a predicted model, not a curated record